Molecule: messenger RNA, 3938 nt
Organism: Biomphalaria glabrata
Lineage: Eukaryota; Metazoa; Mollusca; Gastropoda; Planorbidae
Product: G-protein coupled receptor GRL101-like
Exons: 2
Coding region: 124-3627 (1167 amino acids)
Biological process (GO): G protein-coupled receptor signaling pathway
Cellular component (GO): membrane
Molecular function (GO): protein binding; protein-hormone receptor activity; G protein-coupled receptor activity
Source: RefSeq, a predicted model, not a curated record
UUUUAUUUAGUCUACAAAUCCACGCCCUUGUUGUAACUUGACAUUUUAAAUUAUUAAUGCAUGGACCCAGCCCAACAUUGUCGCCGAAUGUCAAUCUGGUAGUAUCGCAGUUUAGUUUUGGGUAUGUUCUCCAUCACAGUCACAUCAAAAGGGAAAGCAAUGUUUUCCACUAUCUUACUUAUCUGUCUGUGUUAUGUUACCGAUUUUUCAGAUACGCAUCGGCCAAUGCCACUAAAAGAUUGUCAAUCAAGAAGUAAAGAUGUUCUAUUUAUAAUUGACUGUCGAAGUGAAGUAAAAGAACAAAUAGAAGUUGUACAAACAGCUAUCUUCUAUCUGUCUAAAGACAGAGACGAUAAGAAUAUAAGUCACUCAUUUAUGUCGUUUUCUGUUACUGGAUUGAUCCAGACAAAUAACUUAACCGAAAUUCAAAAUGUACAGCCCAUGUGUAAUAAAAAAUUACCCAUUAAUGACAUCUUUAACGCAUCUGCAUUGUGGUUUACUUCUAGAAAGAAACCUCUGGUGACAAUUAGCUUCAUUACUGACACCACCGAGCCACCAUUGUCAGAUGAUGUUAAAGCAAUUGUUCAAAUACAAAAGAAAGAAAAGAAAGUUGACAGAUUGUUUAUAAUACCGGACAGAGAUGGAGAUUCUAAGAGAGUCUUUCAUAAAGUUAAAUUCCUUUAUUAUUAUGCAUUAUCCCAUGAUUUAAAUCGAAAUAUUGUAGACAUAUUUGCUCGCAUUUGUAAGAAAAUGUGUAAAAAGCUUCCAGCAACGUUUACAUCCGGGCAUUUCAUGACGUCAUAUUACCAUAUUGCCGAUGUUUAUAAUAUGAGUUAUGAUCAAAGUGUCCAGUACUGUGCAAAACGUACCAAUAGCUAUUUAGUUUCAUUAGAGUCGUCCCAGGAAAUAUCUUUUUUGUUUGACUAUCUAAACAAAUCUUUUGCCGCAAAAGAUUUCCACAAAACAGAUUUACGCAUACACAUUGGCAUUGUAAAACACAAAGAAUCCUGGAGUUCGGGAAAUCCUUUCGUCUAUUUAAAAAAUUUCUCGUCAAACGAAGAAUGUUACUUUCUAAAUAUUUCAAGUCUUGAACACAUUGAUCUGAUGGACAAAACUAUUGAAAGUUUUAUGAAAAAUUUGAUUUCUGAUACAUGUUCAGAAAUAGUACAACCUUCAUUAGUGAUCUGUGAAUGUCAUGACAUUCUUUCAAAUCCAAGUUCUAUUCAUAAUAUUUCAAAUGCAGCAUCUAGUAAUAAAAACGUAAUAUUUGGAUCAUAUCUUGAGGAUUUUGUAGGUGGUGUUCAAAGGUAUUCCAUGGUCUAUAAUUAUAGAGAUCUACAGAUCGUUGAAUGUGUCCAAAAUGUUUCGACUGGCAACAACUUUUUUCAACUGUAUGUCUGUAGCAAGAAAUUAAAUCUCAACUUUAAUGCGAGAGAAAGUGAAACAAAAACUAUUUCCGUUUCACGACUAAAUGGUGCUAAGUAUGUUGUUUUUGAACAUUUCGAUAUAUCUGACUGUAUGAACUAUAGUAAAUUUAAACAUAAUGCAACCAUUGACAUGUUACAUGAACUAAGUUUUAAUAAAGAAAUUGAUCUUUUUUGUGAUAGGAGGGAUAAGGAGUCACAAACUUCAGGAAAAAUAUUUAGUAUGAGUAAUACUAAAUGCGGAACAAAGUCUUUUGAGUGUGACAAUUCAACAGAAAUAUUCCAAUGUGAACGCCAGAAAACACAAGUAUUUCACAGAUGUAUUAAAGAAUAUUUCCACAUAUGUGAAGACAACUCACACUUACAAAACUGUGAGACAUUUGUUUGUCCUAAAGGUUUUAUUAAAUGCCCCAAUUCUUAUUGUAUUUUCAGUUCAGAUGUUGACGACGGCUAUCGAGAUUGUCCAUUAGGUGAGGAUGAAUUUCAAAUGUCAAAUUUUUUAGGCUUUACUAAAAUUAGUUUCAUCUUUGAAGAAUUUUGUGUUGAGAAAUUAUUUGACUUUACGAAUGAAGAAAGAAACCUUUUUCAUUGUGACCUCCCUUGCCCAAUGAAUUACAUGUGUGUUUCCAAUAAAGUAUACAGUAAAGGAAAGGAAACUGAAAUCACUGAAUCUACUUUUCAGGUGUCAUCAGGUCUAUAUAACACAUCAAAUUUAGUUUAUCCACUACAUUUUUACCAACAAAUGUUGCCUUUCUUUCAAAUGGUUGAAUUGUAUGCCCAAGAUUGUCGAAUACAAACUUUUGACUAUUCUUUUCAAUAUUGGAAUCUUUUAGAGGUCAUUGUAUUAGAUCUUAGUUACAAUGAGUUAAUUAGUAGCAAUGAUAUGAAAUCUAUAACAAGUUUAAGUCAUUUAAAAGUGCUGAACAUUUCUCACAACCAAAAUUUAACAAUUUAUCAAAAUUUCGUUUUUCCAACAUCGUUAGAAAUUAUUGAUUUUUCGUAUACAAAAACAUCAACAUUAAAAUUGAAUGUCUUUGAAAAUGUAAGUUUUCUAAAACACUUAAAUCUAAGUAAUACUUUAGUUUCUACAUUUCAAGAUAUGGGAAUACCGGAAUACUAUAAACUAGAAACUUUAUACAUAGAGAAUAUUGAGAUGACAAAUAUUUCUGAAAAUUUUUUCCGUGGUCUUACUAUAAAUUCUGAAUUACGAGCUAGUGAUUAUAAACUUUGUUGCCCACAAAUAUUAAAUCCAAAUAUUUCAGCACACAAAUGUCAUGCACCUGUAGAUGCCAUCUCUUCAUGUAAACAUCUUGUUGGUGACGUCCUUAAAAGAAUUACCAUCUGGACAGUAGGACUUAUAACCCUAGUCGCAAAUGGCAUUGUGUUGGUCUAUAGAAUUGGUUGGAACAGAGAGAUAUUUAAAAAAGCGUAUGAACUAUUUGUAACAGGCCUAGGUGUUUCAGACUUCAUUAUGGGCAUGUACUUAAUGUUAAUAGCUGCAGUAGAUAUUCAAUAUAGUGAUAUUUAUGUAUUAGAAGAUGUUAAAUGGAGACAUAGUCAUUGGUGUCACUUUGCAGGCUUUCUGUCAACACUCUCAAGUGAAACGUCCACAUUUUUUAUUUGUCUCAUAACAAUAGAUCGAUUUUUAAAAACUACCUACCCUCAUGGUCAACACAGAUUUACGAAAACAGGCAAAUAUGUUUCAUUUACAUUGGUUUGGCUGAUUAGUUUUCUUUUGGCUGCAGUUCCUAUUGUUUCAAAAGACUGGAACAUUUAUUCCACAAAUGGUUUGUGUCUUGCACUGCCGUUGAUCACAACAGAUUAUGACGGCUGGGUUUUUUCUUUCAUCGUCUUUGUGGUUUUAAAUUUUGCGUUGUUUCUUUUUAUAGUAAUGGGCCAAAUCUUAAUCUUUACCAAUUUCAACUCCAAAAGAUCUGUUCACAGUAUCAAAAGAAAUUCUCGCAGAAGGCUGGAGGAUCUGAGUGUAGCCAGAAAAUUGGCUUUUGUUGCGCUGACAGACUUCAUGUGCUGGUUUCCUGUGGCAUUGCUUGGGAUUCUGUCACUUAGCGGUUACAUCUUUGAUCGUGAAGUCUACGCCUGGAUAGCUGUGUUUGUGUUGCCCAUUAACUCUGCCCUUAAUCCGGUCAUCUACACAAUUCCAGUAAUCUAUAAGAGAUUCUUGUCUUCCAAGAUUUCUUUCUAAUACUUUAAAUUGUGUGUUUGUAAUUUUCAUUAUAAAAUGUCUUAAUUAAUCUUUAAAAAAAUAUGUUGGCAUUGCUGUUUCAUUUGCACCAGUGAAUUUAGGAUUCCCUGAACAAAAUGUAAUAUUAUAUGGCUCUAAAUCAAAACAAAGACAGUAAACUCAUGUGUACAUCAAGGAACAGUCUUAGGCCCACUAUUUCUAUUUUACGUAAUUGAUCUACCACAUAGCAUUUGUUAAGCAACAAAAGAUUAUUUUCAGAAGAUUGCAUAACAUAUGAAGUAAAGUUUCCCUUUCACACUGUGAAGAAACAA